Molecule: messenger RNA, 1082 nt
Organism: Thamnophis elegans (Western terrestrial garter snake)
Lineage: Eukaryota; Metazoa; Chordata; Lepidosauria; Squamata; Natricidae
Product: phospholipid phosphatase 2-like
Biological process (GO): phospholipid dephosphorylation; signal transduction; phospholipid metabolic process
Molecular function (GO): phosphatidate phosphatase activity
Source: RefSeq, a predicted model, not a curated record
CCGGCCCUGCGCCUCGCCCCGAAGGAGAGAAGCUAGAAAAGCCAGGCGAGGGCGGUGCUUUCCGCCCCGGCCGAUCUCACCCACCCGGCCGGCUCCGCCUCUCGGCUUCCUCCCCUCCGAAAGCUGCAGCAGCGGCGGCGGCGGCAGCGGCGCUGGGGCUCGUUUUUCGGCCGGCUCCUUGCGCGAUGUGAGCCUCUGGAUCGCAGAAGCGGCGGGCGCAGCGCGAUGGAGCGCACCAAGCUGUUCGUGGCGCUGGAUGUGCUGUGCCUGGUGGUCGCCUCACUUCCAUUCGCCAUCCUGACCUUGGUGAAUUCCCCUUACAAAAGGAGCUUCUACUGUGAGGACACUUCCAUCCGUUAUCCGUAUAAGCCGGACACCAUUACGCAUGGGGUGAUGGCUGGCGUGACCAUUCCCUGCACCGUUUUUAUAAUUUCGAUCGGCGAGGCUUACCUGGUCUACACGGAGCGCUUGUACUCCCGUUCCCAGUUCAACAAUUACCUGGCCGCCCUCUACAAAGUGAUUGGGACCUUCCUGUUUGGCAGCGCCGUCAGCCAAUCGCUGACCGACUUGGCCAAGUACACGAUCGGCCGUCUGCGGCCCAAUUUCCUGGCGGUCUGCCAGCCAGACUGGACCAAAGUGAAUUGCUCGCUUUACCUCCAGGUGGAAGACGUAUGCCAGGGCAACCCCAGAAACAUCACGGAAUCCAGAUUGUCAUUCUAUUCUGGACAUUCUUCCUUUGCGAUGUACUGCAUGUUGUUUUUAGCGCUCUACAUUCAGGCCCGGCUGGUUGGCAGAUGGGCUCGGCUGCUGCGCCCGACUAUCCAGUUCUUUCUCCUCUGCUUCGCCAUCUACGUGGGCUACAGCCGAGUGUCGGACUACAAGCACCAUUGGAGUGAUGUGCUGGUUGCUUUGCAGGGAGGACUCAUCGCUAUUCUUACGGUCCGCUACAUCUCUGACUUCUUCAAGGAGAGGCCCCAGUCACCGUGUGCCGAACAGGACCUCGGGCGUAAACCCAGCAUCCCCCUGCCACUAAGCGAGUCGGAGUGUAACCACUGCAACUAUCGUGUCCCUGUGUGAACGGG